This is a messenger RNA of Lathyrus oleraceus (garden pea), 1608 nucleotides long. RefSeq lists its product as uncharacterized. Lineage: Eukaryota; Viridiplantae; Streptophyta; Magnoliopsida; Fabales; Fabaceae. The transcript is spliced from 3 exons. The coding region runs from base 675 to 1460 and encodes 261 amino acids. The record is from RefSeq and is a predicted model, not a curated record.
GUCAACAGGUGUCAAUGUGCUGUCAUGUGGAAAUUCCCAUUUUGCCCUCUCUUUGCAAUUUACCACUUUCACUUAACAUUGCAUUUGGUUAAUUAAGUGGAUUAAGCUUGGAUUAGUGCAACCUAUAUAUUCAUAAUCUCUUGCUAAUCAUAACAGAAUUUCAUUUCACCAAAAUUCAGAUCUGAAAACUCUCCAAUUCUCUCACAUUUUCUCAAGAACAUUCAAGAACACAUCACACAAAAACCACAAAAACUCUUCCAAUUCUUGAUGAAAUUCGGAAAUUCUUGUUGAUCCAAUCUUCAUUCCACUUCUUCCUCUACUGUUUUGACAAAGCAACUUCCAAAUCCUCAAGAUUCACAACUGUCCAAAGUAUGCUCAACAAUGGUGAAUUGGAAUUUCUCAUAAUUGGAGCAAAUUCGAGCUAGGCUAACACCUCCAUUCAUCUUCCCUAUCAUCAAGCUUGGACUGUUUUGAAGAAUCACAUCCAAAUUCAUCACGAAUCGCAACUGUCAUCAAACAAAGGUACUUUAGUUGCUCAGUUCCUUGUGAACUAUUGCUUUGCUUUGCUUUGCAUAAGCAAUUUGCAUUGAGGAAUCAUUGCUCGUGCUCGCAGAACUGUACCUUUGCACUCGACCCGUCCUCACAGAUACUUCACCCGGCACAAAUCCAAACUGAUGGAUCCGUCCAACGCUGACAUUCUCGAGCUGAAAGAGAAGAUGGGAGAACUGAUCAGUGUCAUGCAAGAGUUCGCCUUGGGACAGAAAGUAAUUGCCGAAAAGGUGGGGAGGAUUGAAGACUGGCUGAAGAUGGGGAACAUGCAAGGAAACGCUUCGUCAUCUGGACCGAAGAAAUCCUUUGGUAACGACCAGCGCAAGGAUGAGGGUGGAUCGAGUGCUGUAUACGCCCAGAGAGGACACGGUAGGGGUCGUUACUACCAGCACACUGCUGCAGUAACCAUCCCUGCUGAUAAACAGUCAGUCCGGCAGCAACGUCAGCCACCUCAACAGAGAGCCGGGUACCAGAUGAGAGGAAAAGGGGUUGAUCGCCAUUUUGACAAGCCGCCCGUGACAUAUGCUGUUCUGUUCAAAAAGCUGAUGGAUCUUGGGUUGGUUCAGCCAAGGGCGAUGGUUCCGAUGAGAUCAGAUCAGAGGCCUCCUGAUUACGAUGAGAAUGCCAAGUGUGAAUUUCAUUCUGGUACGCAGGGGCAUAACAUUGAGGGCUGUAGAGCAUUCAAGAAUGUCGUCCAGGACCUGGUAGACUCCAAAGCUAUCAAUUUUGCGCCAUCACCGAAUGUUAAUGCUAAUCCCAUGCCGGUACAUGGUCAAGCGACGGUGAGUGCAAUUGCUGAAGAUGCAGAUUACACCUGUGCAGUGGGUGGAGAGACCAACAGUGACUGCGAGCUGGAUGGUUGGGUAAAACCGUGUGCACCAGGGCAGCAAAUCCUGAACUGGAGGGUUUGAAAGAUCUACAUUGUUACUCGUCUGGAAGAGUAUGAUUUCUAGUUUUCAGUUUAUCUGCAUGAAAGCCAUACGUGUUGCCCGACACGUAAUGGUUCAUUGUAAGGGCCACCUCAUGUUUAAAUUUGCAUUUUUCUGCAUCAUUAAUAAA